Molecule: messenger RNA, 2808 nt
Organism: Tachysurus fulvidraco (yellow catfish)
Lineage: Eukaryota; Metazoa; Chordata; Actinopteri; Siluriformes; Bagridae
Gene: fgf20b
Product: fibroblast growth factor 20b
Exons: 3
Coding region: 708-1325 (205 amino acids)
Biological process (GO): positive regulation of gene expression; positive regulation of cell population proliferation; regulation of cell migration
Cellular component (GO): cytoplasm
Molecular function (GO): growth factor activity; fibroblast growth factor receptor binding
Source: RefSeq, a predicted model, not a curated record
GAUUUUGUAGCGUCCUGUUCACAAACGCAACUCACCUUUCGGGCUUACACCACACACACACACACACAGAGGGGGAGAGAGAGAGAGAGAGAGAGAGAGAGAGAGAGAGAGAGAGAGAGAGAGAGAGAGAGAGAGAGAGAGAGAGAGACACAUAAGCAUAGACACGUUAAGUGCGAAGAGGAAACGCUGUGGUAAGGCAGGUCUCCAAUCUCAGCACCUCCCACCAGAGCCCUCCUGCCCCGCUGUGCACCUGCCCUGUGCUCACACAGCAUAAACCACUUCCAGCGAUCACGCACACACCCACAGCACCAAAGACACACGCACACACACCUUAAACCAGAAGUGGGGCUGCUGUGAGUUUUACCCUAGAGGUGCGUCGGAUUUAACAGUUGCCGGACUAAAUAGGUUACUUCCUAUUGGAUAUAAUUCAUAUUAAGCAAGAGGUGUCAUGUCAAAUACAUGGAAUUAAUUUGAAAGUGAAUAAUUUCGUGUGCAACUAACAGUUUAACCGCAGUUUAAUUAAAUUUCCUCAUCGGUGGAUAUUUUGCAUCUGGUGAAGUCUGCCGCGGAGUAUUAAAAUUGCAUCUAUGCUUCUUGCCCUGCACUCGGAAACUGUUGAAUCGUUGACUUGCGCGCUAUUCUGAGGCUGUGGGCCGCAUGGAUCGUAUGACCGCGUGGCUUUAGGGGUUUUGUGCUCGGCUCGAGGGAUGGCGGAGGUGGGCGCGCUGCUGCAGGGCGCGGAGGGCGCGGGAGCCACGAGCUCGCUCCUGUUCCUGCCGCCGCUCGCCGAGACUCUCGCGCUGCUCGGAGAUCAACGGUUUCCGGCCGAAUGGCUGUCUCGCAGCUCACCGGCCGACCUGGUGCACUUAAAGGGCAUCCUGAGAAGGAGACAGCUUUAUUGCAGAACCGGUUUCCACCUGGAAAUGCUACCGGACGGCACAGUGCAGGGCACGAGGAAAGACCACAGCCGGUUCGGUAUUUUGGAAUUCAUAAGCCUUGCAGUUGGAUUAAUCAGCAUCCGAGGAGUGGACAGUGGCCUCUACCUUGGAAUGAAUGACAAGGGGGAACUUUAUGGCUCUGAGAAACUGACAGCUGAAUGUGUCUUCCGGGAACAGUUUGAAGAGAACUGGUACAACACCUAUUCCUCCAACCUCUACAAACAUGGAGAGAAAGGAGCACGCUACUAUGUGGCCCUCAACAAGGAUGGAACACCACGAGAUGGGACAAAGUCAAGGCGACAUCAGAAGUUCACACAUUUUCUCCCCAGGCCAGUAGAUCCUGAUAAAGUGCCUGAACUUUACAAAGAAGUUUUAGGACACAGUUGAGACAAGCAGCUUGGUGUCUAAAGAGGAAUAGGCCUGUUAAGCCCUGUUCUAAUCAAAGGAACAGAGGAUAUGGAUGGGUGUCUAGUAACCAAGAUACACUCGCCAGUGCCACAAAGAUGACAUGGGUUCUUGCGUCAGGAAGCACAGACCAGAAAUUAUGGUAAAGCGCUCAGUCCUGGUCAUUUUUCGAAGUGCUACUAGAUACAGAAGGUGUCCCAAAGUCCAUGGGUCUAACUAAAACUACUUAGCAAUAGGCCUGCUGCUGAAGAGUAAGAAGAGAACAUUUCCUGUCUGAUGCUGGAAAGGACAUUUAUAUGACAAGUCCUUUAGAUGGUUUAUUAUCGACUGGCUUUGGAGUAAACUGAAGGAACACUACUUAUGUGAUGUGCAGAUAUGUCAAGAUUGAAAGCUGUGGAGAACAGAACACAUAAGCAGGAUAUUAUUUAUACAGUUCACACUACAUAUAUUUAUUUUAUGUAUUUAUUUAUUUGAUAAUAUAUAUAUAUAUAUAUAUUUUUACAUCUAAAUGUAGACUUAUCUAAUUAGAUACACUAUAGAAGGUGCCUUAAGCUUGCAUAAAAUCAGAUGUGUUCAUAGAAAUAUGACUUUAUAUUCUCACUAUGAUAAGUACACUUGUGCAUUUUCUUUUCAGACGUAUGUAAAAUGGUUGAUAUUUCUAUAAUGAUUUCAAGAAGCUUCAAAACAAUUCUGUGUCAAUUCACUAUAACACCGAGAACAGCAAAUCAAAAAGUCCUUUUUUAUAGGAUAAUUUUUAAAAUGCACGUACAUUAUAUUAUCUUCCCCAGAUUUUAUCUGUUUAGAAACAUGUCAUCGAUAAAUUACUUGAAAUGUUACAGACAUAAAAAUAGAAAUGUUCCCUUUUUGUUUGCUUUCUGUGACCCUAGUUAUUCUGUGAACAGAAUGUCCAGCACUCAUCAACUUCAAAGCUCCUUUUAGAGACCUUCUCAUGUAACAACCUCCCAAUGACAAGAUCAGGGUGAAAUAAAAACUCAACCUUAGCUGCAGUCUAGUGGUUUGGCAGUCUUGUACAAAAGGGGUCAACCUGAUAAGUAUUAAGCCAACUAUUUCAGAACAAAAAAGCUUAAUAUAACCACUUAAGCACAUAUCACUAACAACUGAUGUCUUACUGAAAUAUUAAUCAUGAAAGGUAAUCAUUUGUUUGGUCAGUUUUUCAUUAUAUCUGUGACAUAUGGCUUUAUGUGUAUUGUCUGAGAAUAACAUAAAUUGUCUGUACCUGCAAUUAAACCAACUGUCACUUAGACAAUAUGAGAUUCUAAUACCUGAGGCUCACCUUUUUCUUACUGUGUUUGAAUGGCUCAAUGAGCAAUUUCCACAACAAUGAGCAAAAAAGCAUAUCAAGCUACAGUUUCCGUAAUGCUUGGAUGAAUAUUUGUGUCGAAGCAUGAAAGCUGUGCUGUGUGAUCUCAGCAUCUCUGUGAUGGUGAGCCAGAGGCUGUCAUGA